AUGUUUCUCUUCUUUAUUACACAGUCUCUAUGUUGGGAACUUCCAACAUAUCCUAGUAACUUUUACGCCGGAUUCAACGGCUGGGUCAAGGUCCAAGGAAAAAUCGGCAAAAUGGUAGAUAAUAAAACAAUCUUUGGAUUCCCAGUUGUCGCAAAUUUCAAUGCUUCUCAUUAUCUUAUUGAUAUGCUCGAGCCUUACAAAGGUACAGUUAAAUCAUUAGGAGACUUUAAUUCUUUCUUUUCAGAUUUCCAAGCUGAUGUCUCCGAUAAAAUUCAAUAUGUUCAAGAUUACGUUUCAGAUACCAAACAAUUGACUGGUCUAAUUGUAGGAGCUGCCUUUGCAAUCAUCAUCUUAAUUAUUUUCCUUAUUUUGGUCCUCCUUUUAUUCCUCUUUUACAUUUUCACAUGCUGCUGCUGCAAGCCAAAGGAGUCCUCAAUGCCAAACUGGUGUUCUAAGGGCUGCAUGUUAGUUGCUUCAGCUCUUUAUCUCCUUGCCGGUAUCUGCUUCUUCUUCAUCAUUUCCCCAGUAAGAAGCACAUACAACACAGCCCUUCAUUUGGAAGAUGCCUAUGCCACCGUCUACCCAGAAGUCAACAGUUCCCUUAUCACUCCAUUCUCCAACAACAUCAAUUCACUUUUAGAUGACAUUGUUUCCUACAUUGAUAAGGUCCCAGAUGACAUUAAAUACUUCGUUAAAACCAUUGUUAACGGUCUCAAAAAUGGAUACAACAGCGUUGUUAGCACUGUUACUAACUCUGAAAACUACGAUCCUGCCACAAACUCCAAUCCACAAAAUCUCUUUGAUGCAUUAGAAUUACUUAAGUAUCAUGUUCAGAAGUAUAACAAUGACUCAAAAGAAAUUUGUCGUGUUGAAUCUUCUAUUCCAAAGCUUGACUUCACAGAACAAAUCCAAAGCGUUAAGGAUCAUAUUAAUGAUGCUCUUAAAUCCAUGGAUGACAGUAUUCGACAGUUGAAUGACACUGGUUCUACAAUUUCUGAUCCACUUGUUGACCAACUCGAUCAAAUCAAGGAUAUGAAACUUAAUGAUAAUAUCAAAGAAUACACAAACAUGGCUGAUGGAGUUAGCACCCUCAAUAUCCUGUUACUCCAACUUGGUGUCAAUCCAAACAUGACAGAGCUUAUUGAAAUUGCCAAGGCAAUCAAAUACCCAGUUUAUAGUAUCAUUGGUUUAGGUGCUGGCGCUUUCUUGAUUCUCGUUGCCUCAACAUGGUGCAUCUUCUGCGGCCACAGCAAGUGCUCUCGCUGCCAGGCUUCUUGCUGCCCAUGCUGCCACCUCUUCUCUGGUUUCUUGGCAUAUUUGGUUCUUGGUCUUGUUUCUUUCGUCGUCGCUUAUGUCUGCGUCAUUGUCCACGAAACAGUUUUGUCAUUUGAUACAGUUAUUAACUACGUUCCAGAUUUGACUCAGAACGGAACAUUGGAAUUCUCAUUCUCACAGGAUGUCAAGGUCAAUGAUGUUUCGAUCACAAUCUCUAUUGACCCAAUCGUUGUCGAUCUCACAAAGAUCAAGGGAAGUCCAAUGGAUACAAUUCUUCAUUCUGAUAAGAGUGACAGUUCUUUGAUGAGUGUUAUCGAUAUCCAGAAGAUUCUCAACACUGAUCAUCUUCUUGAGAGAUGCGCCAACAUUUCUAACUGGUUCAACAAUACUAUUUACGAAGGUAUUGCUUCAGUUUUCUCUGAUGCUAUUGGCCCAGCUAAGAAACAACUUCCAGAUAAUAUCAAAGAAAACGAUAACUAUCCAAAGAACAUUAGUAAAGAAGUUGAAGAUGCAAAUGACAAGAUUGAAAAAAGUGGAUUGACACCUGAUGAGAAGAAGACAUUGCAGGAUGAUCUUACUGCAAUUGCAAAAGAUAUCGAUGAAAUACUUCCAGGUAAGUAUCAAAAUACAUACAACGCCGCCAAAUCCAAUAUCUUCGAUAAGUACAGUUCAAACUUCCUUGCCACAUGGAAUGGUGAAUUGUUCCCAUCUCUUGAACGUUUCUUGAACGCCACAACUAAUUUAACAUCAGGAGCUGUCAACCAUCUUGUUGAUGCAUUCAAAGGUGCUAAGCUUGCUCCAAUAUCUAAAUUGGCUGCAUUAUUUGGAACAAUUGUAACAUAUAAUACAUCUUAUGCCCUUUCUGCUAUCUUCUUCAUGUGCCAAUUCGGUGCUGCUGCUGUUUUCAUCUCUUCCCUCCUCAUCUACAUCAGAAGGAAAGGCAUGAUGAACCCUGAUGCUGUUUCAUCUUCAUAUGACGAGUCUUCUAGCUAUGAUUAUGAUAAAUCAUCAUCUUCUGGAGGAAAGAUGAACAAGGCUUCUUCUGAUUAUUCAUCAUCAGAUAGGAAGGCAUCUUCAUCAUCCUCUUCUUCAUUCUCAUCCUCAUCAAGCUCUGGAGGAAAUGCUAGACGCAAGAGAAGAUACUCUAA
This is a messenger RNA of Trichomonas vaginalis G3, 2423 nucleotides long. RefSeq names its product tweety family. Gene Ontology annotation, cellular component: plasma membrane. The record is from RefSeq and is a predicted model, not a curated record. Gene Ontology annotation, molecular function: intracellularly calcium-gated chloride channel activity; volume-sensitive chloride channel activity. The annotation marks the transcript as partial. The transcript has a single exon. Lineage: Eukaryota; Parabasalia; Trichomonadida; Trichomonadidae.